This is a messenger RNA of Sebastes umbrosus (honeycomb rockfish), 659 nucleotides long. Its product is annotated as dynein light chain roadblock-type 2. NCBI's taxonomy places the organism in Eukaryota, Metazoa, Chordata, Actinopteri, Perciformes, Sebastidae. Gene Ontology annotation, molecular function: dynein intermediate chain binding. Gene Ontology annotation, biological process: microtubule-based movement. Gene Ontology annotation, cellular component: cytoplasmic dynein complex; cytoplasm; centrosome. Bases 101 to 406 code for a protein of 101 amino acids. The record is from RefSeq and is a predicted model, not a curated record. The transcript has 4 exons.
GCGCAGAGAGCAGGAGGUUAGUGUGAGGAGACAGACUGAGGACGCAGAGAGAGAAGACGGAACAGUCCAUGGAUCAGACUCAGAGAGACUCUCAGACAACAUGGCAACAACUGAACACGCUGAAGUUGAGGAAACACUGAAGAGGAUCGAAGCCCAUAAAGGUGUGAUUGGAACCAUAGUAGUCAAUGCAGAAGGUAUUCCCAUCAGAACUACUUUAGAUAACUCCACAACGGUCCAGUACGCAGGACUUCUUCGCCACCUCACCAUGAAGGCGAGGAGCACCGUGAGGGACAUCGACCCUCAGAAUGACCUCACCUUCCUCCGCAUCCGCUCCAAGAAACACGAGAUCCUGGUUGCACCAGAGAACGACUUCCUGCUGAUAGUCAUCCAGAACCCAUGUGAAUAGCUUCUGGACAUUUCCAUGAGAGUCAGCCUUUAGUCUGUCACAUGGUGCUUCUUUAUCCAGACUAGAUAUCUGUCUACACGGUGUGAUGUUGCUCCAUGUCCUGCACAAUCACUCCUUUUCUACUUGGAACUCAACUAUGUCUCCUUAAUCUACACGAUGCAUCGUUUGUUUUACUUUAUGUAUUUCUUUCAUUUCAUGUCUUUGUGUGGAUAUUGAAUAAGCCUGUGAAAUAAAGCUGCUGGUGAUUGUACAA